Messenger RNA from Tauraco erythrolophus (red-crested turaco), 1371 nucleotides. The record is from RefSeq and is a predicted model, not a curated record. NCBI's taxonomy places the organism in Eukaryota, Metazoa, Chordata, Aves, Musophagiformes, Musophagidae.
AUUGGUCGGCCAAGCGUAUACCAUGCGGUGGUGGUCAUAUUUCUAGAAUUCUUUGCCUGGGGGCUCUUGACAACUCCAAUGCUAACGGUCUUACAUGAAACGUUUUCCCAUCAUACAUUUUUAAUGAAUGGUCUUAUUCAAGGUGUUAAGGGUUUUUUGUCCUUUCUCAGUGCUCCGCUAAUAGGUGCUCUGUCAGACGCAUGGGGAAGAAAAUUUUUUCUUCUUCUUACAGUUUUCUUCACCUGUGCCCCAAUUCCAUUAAUGAGAAUAAGCCCAUGGUGGUACUUCGCUAUGAUUUCGGUAUCUGGAAUCUUUUCUGUUACCUUUUCUGUAAUAUUUGCCUAUGUAGCUGAUGUAACACAAGAACAUGAAAGAAUUACAGCCUAUGGACUGGUAUCUGCCACAUUUGCAGCAAGCUUGGUAACUAGUCCUGCCAUUGGAGCAUACCUGUCUGCCAGCUAUGGAGAUAACCAUGUUGUACUGGUGGCCACGUUGGUGGCUGUUGUGGACAUCUGCUUCAUCCUGUUAGCUGUACCAGAAUCUCUGCCAGAAAAAAUGAGACCUGCUUCAUGGGGAGCUUCUAUAUCAUGGGAACAAGCAGACCCUUUUGCGUCUCUGAAGAAAGUUAGAAAAGAUUCUAUGAUACUCCCCAUCUGCGUUACGGUGUUUCUCUCCUAUCUGCCUGAGGCUGGCCAAUAUUCUAGCUUUUUUCUGUAUUUGCGACAGGUUAUAGGUUUUGGAUCUGCUAGCAUUGCGGCAUUUAUAGCUGUGGUAGGCAUUCUGUCUAUAAUAGCUCAGACUGUGUUUCUCAGUAUCUUGAUGAGGUCGAUAGGGAACAAAAAUACAGUUCUCCUUGGCCUUGGCUUUCAAAUCCUUCAGUUGGCUUGGUAUGGUUUUGGAUCUCAGUCUUGGAUGAUGUGGGCAGCAGGAGCUGUAGCAGCAAUGUCAAGCAUUACGUUCCCAGCGAUCAGUGCUCUGGUUUCACGAAAUGCAGAGUCAGAUCAACAAGGUGUUGUCCAAGGAAUAAUAACUGGAAUAAGAGGUCUGUGCAAUGGCCUGGGACCAGCACUGUACGGCUUUAUUUUCUUUCUCUUUCAUGUGGAACUCAAUGAAUUGCCAUCUGAUCAGACGUCUGGGAAAAAAGCAAUGCAAGAUCCCGGUGAUGAGAGAGCAAUCAUUCCUGGUCCACCUUUUCUGGUUGGAGCAUGCAUAGUUCUUCUGGCUUUGCUAGUUGCCUUAUUUAUUCCUGACCACAGCAAAGCCAUCAGUACCAGAAAACACAGCAACAGCAUCAGCAGUACUCUGAGUAGCAACCUAGACCGAAGUAGUGAAGAGGACGUUGAACCAUUGCUGCAAGAUAGCAGUGUGUGA